Molecule: messenger RNA, 703 nt
Organism: Trypanosoma grayi
Lineage: Eukaryota; Euglenozoa; Kinetoplastea; Trypanosomatida; Trypanosomatidae
Exons: 1
Source: RefSeq, a predicted model, not a curated record
AUGACGGAAACGAUGACGGUGACGGUGCGCCACGUGCUGUUUGUACUUUCCCUCGCGCUGUGCUGCGCCUGCGGGUGCGUGGCGGCGGUGCAGCAGAGGCCACCUGAGGUAUCGAGGGUGACUUCUCCUGCGGAAGUACCUGAAGGGAUGACACUGGAUCAGAUAAAGCAGAAAACAAAAGAGGCGAAGGGUGCGGUAGACAAGGCUGCUGAGAGGAUAACUAAGUACUUGACAAGAGCGGAGAACUUGGUCGAAAAAACAAAAACAGUCUUGAAAGCCAAUGCCGUUGCAAGCCACGGCGAUGUUUUGGGCACGGGGAGGGCGGCCGACGCGAUGCCGGACGUGCAGCGGCCGAUGAGUGCAAUAAAAUGGCAUGAAAAAGUAAUGAAGGAGGACCAGAACGCCUCACUUACAUCAUAUAAUUCGGUUUUGAACACGGCGCAGACGGAUACAAAAGAACGUUUGCAGGACGCUUAUGACCAUUUGAGAAAUGUGCAGGGUUUCUUGGCCAACGCUGACUUGAGAGCUGAGAGCGCAAGACAGAACGUAACGUUGGUUGUACAGGCGAUGAAAAAGGCCCUCCACAAACUACAGACUUCAGAGGCAUCCGUCAAACUGCUAGAGGAAGUGGAAUCGUUAAGCAAGACACUCGAACCGAUUUCACAAGCCACUGGUGGUGGAGAGGUGGCACCAGGCCAACCAG